UCUGGUUAGGUUGAUUCGCUCAGGGACAGCUGCUGAGAGAAACGGUCACGUAGAGCCAAAUAUAUAUAUAUAUUUUUUACUUGUUUAGAGACAUAUUUUUUGUAUGUUAAUUUGCCUAUGGCACAACACACACUUGGUCAUUCGGUAGUCAGCUUUUAAAGGGGAUGAAAAGGCUCAAGAGGAAGAAACAAAACGCAGGAGUUGGGGUGGAUGGGAAUGGAUCUAUCACAAGAGAUUGUGGGAGGAAACAGAAGUUGGCAGAGAUCCACCAGGCUUUGAUCAGUGAUCCAGUCGACAUUGAGACCCUAAGGAGAGCAGCAGCCAGCAAGGGAGGCCUUCUCACAGACGAACUAAGGAGGAAAGUCUGGCCCAAGCUACUGAAUAUCAAUGUGUACGAUCUACCACAUAAACCUGGUCAAGAUGUGAGGGAGAACCACAAGGACUACAACCAAGUAGUCCUGGAUGUCAGGAGGUCCACGAAGCGGUUCCCUAAAGGUAUGCCAGCCACAGAGAGAGCUGUGCAUCAGGAGCAUCUCAUUGGCAUCAUACUGGAGGUUUUGAAACGCAACCCUCAGCUCCAUUACUACCAAGGCUACCAUGAUGUGGCCGUCUCUUUGCUGCUGGUAGUUGGGGAGCGGAUGGCCAUCGCCAUGCUGGAGACACUGUCCAAUUAUCAUCUCAGAGAUUUCAUGGAUCCUACUAUGGACAGCACUAAACACAUUUUAAACUACCUGAUGCCCAUAUUGGAACAGGUUGAUACAGAACUACAUGACUUCAUGAUCAGAGCGGAGGUGGGAACCAUAUUUGCACUGUCCUGGCUCAUUACAUGGUACGGCCACGUGCUGUCAGAGUUCAAACACAUCCUGAGACUCUACGACUUCUUCCUGGCCUCACACCCACUGAUGCCCAUCUACCUUGCCGCUACGAUUGUGUUGUACAGAGAGAAGGAGGUGAAGCAGACAGAGUGUGACAUGGCCAUGGUUCACCACCUCCUCUCCCGCAUACCCCAGGAUCUUCCAUACGAACAUCUGAUUGGCCAGGCUCAGGACCUGUUCGACCAGUACCCUCCAUCUUUACUGGCCAAGCGGGCAGCACUGCAGUCUCGGAAAAGUCUGUCCAUCAGCACCUUCCAGGCCUUUCAGCUCUCCACCCUUCACCAGAGGCCCGACUCUGUUCUCCAACGCCUCACCAAGGCCCAGGGCUCCACCACCUCCAGACAUGGCCUGGCAGCAGCUUUGCCGCGGGACCAAGGCCAGCCGUGGGGGAAGGCGAGCAGGAUGGUGAAGAUGGCAGUGUGGGGGCUAUCUGCUACGCUAGGGGCGGCCGUGUUCGCUGUGGCUCAGACGGCUAUGGACUGGGGACCUGAGAUGUUACUACAACUGUUCUGAUGUGGCGGUGGGGAUUUAGACUGAGAGACACACACACUGACACAUGGUGACAGCAGACACACAUCUGCUCUUCAGUUGGAAUAACAAUAAACGAACAUACAUGCACAAAAAAAGAUGCUGAAGACUUGAAGCCACUUGUUGAAGCAGGAGGAGGUCAGUUAUCCCGGUGCCAAACAGGUUGUUGUUAAUCAACCAUGAUGAACAUAUGUUAACCACUAUCCAGCCUCAGGAUGUCUGUGCAUAUGUGUGCGUGCAGAUGUAUGUGUGUUGUAUGUUUCUGAGCAACAUGUCAGAUAUACCACAUGUGAACAGUGAUGGAUAACUGAACAGGCCUAAUGUUUUUUGAUUGAAACUACGCUUGGGCCCCUGGGCCAGAGCCUCUGUGUGAAGUGACAGUAAACAUUUCUUUUUGAAAAGUCAAUCAAAUGACCACAAAAAGAGACAGUGACACAAAACGGCCGCAAAGAAAUGCAAAACUACUCAAAAGAGAGGCAAAGCAGCUACAAAGAAAUGCAGAUCAACCACAAAGAGACUCAAAAGACCAGAGACACGCAAAAUUACCAGAGACAUGCAAAACGACCAAAAAGAGACUCAAAACAACCACAAAGAAAAGCAAAACAUCUACUAAAGACACUGAACAACCACAAAUAGACACAGAACAACCACAAAAGACACAAAACGACCACGAAGAGAAUCAAAAUGA
Micropterus dolomieu (smallmouth bass) is the source of this 2091-nucleotide messenger RNA. RefSeq lists its product as uncharacterized. Gene Ontology annotation, biological process: endoplasmic reticulum to Golgi vesicle-mediated transport; positive regulation of GTPase activity. The transcript is spliced from 10 exons. Gene Ontology annotation, cellular component: endoplasmic reticulum membrane. Gene Ontology annotation, molecular function: GTPase activator activity. Bases 165 to 1388 code for a protein of 407 amino acids. The record is from RefSeq and is a predicted model, not a curated record. NCBI's taxonomy places the organism in Eukaryota, Metazoa, Chordata, Actinopteri, Centrarchiformes, Centrarchidae.